AUUCCACGUUCUUCGCUCCACCGUGAAAAACCCGUCUCCGGCGCCAAAUCAUGUCCGGCAAAUCCCGCAACUUUCGCCGUCGUGGAGGCGACGACGGCGACGAUGAUGAAACCUCCGCCAAGACCACCAACGGCACCGCCGUUAAACCUACAAUCACCGCUUCCGCUUCCGCCACCAAACCCAAAAAGAAAAGUCUACUUAGUUUCGCCGACGACGAAGAUUCCGACGAUACUCCCUUCGUUCGGCCGUCCUCCAAACCCUCAUCCGCUUCUUCACGAAUCACGAAACCCUCUUCGUCAUCUUCUGCGCACAAGCUUACUUCUGGAAAAGACCGAAUUACCCCUAAACCUCCUUCAUUCACCUCCAAUGUACAACCUCAAGCUGGUACUUACACCAAGGAAGCACUCCUUGAGCUCCAGAAGAACACCAGAACCUUAGUUGGUUCUCGCUCUGCCCAACCCAAACCAGAGCCCGGGCCCCGGCCCGUUGAACCAGUUAUAGUCUUGAAAGGGCUUGUGAAACCACCAUUUAGUGUGAGUGCUCAAACUCAGCAAAAUGGGCAAGAGAGUGAAGAUGACGAAAUGGAUGUUGAUCAAUUUGGUGGUACUGUUAAUAGGUUGGGUUCAAUGGCAUUGGAAAAGGAUUCGAGGAAGAAGGAUGAUGUUGGGUCAGUAAUACCUGAUAAGAUGACUAUUGAUGCAAUAAGGGCUAAGAGGGAGAGGCUACGUCAAGCUCGGCCUGCGGCUCAGGACUUUAUAGCAUUGGAUGAAGGGGGUAAUCAUGGUGAAGCUGAGGGGUUGAGUGAUGAGGAGCCGGAGUUUCAGCAGAGAAUUGGGUUCUAUGGGGAGAAGAUUGGUAGUGGGAGAAGGGGUGUGUUUGAGGAUUUUGAGGAUAAGGCACUGCAGAAAGAUGGUGGAUUUCGUAGCGAUGAUGAUGAGGAAGAUGAGGAGGACAAAAUGUGGGAGGAAGAGCAGGUUAGAAAGGGGUUAGGAAAAAGGUUGGAUGAUGGGUCUAAUAGAGGGGUGAUGAGUAGUGUUGUAAGCAGUGCAGCUGCAGUUCAGAAUGUUCAGAAGGCGAAUUUCGGAAGUUCAGCUGUAGGAGCUAGUAUAUAUUCCUCAGUACAAAGUGUUGAUGUUUCUGAUGGUCCUACUAUUGGAGGAGGAGUGGUUGGAGGCUUGCCCAGUUUGGAUGCAUUAUCAAUUUCUAAGAAGGCCGAGGUUGCUAAGAAAGCCUUGUAUGAGAGUAUGGGAAGACUCAAAGAAUCUCAUGGCCGAACUGUGACAUCAUUGCAUAAGACUGAAGAAAAUUUAUCUGCCUCAUUGUCGAAAGUCACUACGCUGGAAAAUUCUUUGUCUGCUGCUGGUGAGAAGUACAUGUUUAUGCAAAAGCUUCGCGACUUUGUUUCUGUUAUAUGUGCGCUUUUGCAGGAUAAAGGUCCUUACAUUGAGGAACUUGAAGACCAGAUGCAGAAACUUCAUGAAGAACGAGCAGCCGCUAUCUUAGAGAGGAGAGCUGCUGAUAAUGAUGAUGAAAUGAAGGAACUUGAAGCUGCUGUAAGUGCUGCAAGACAAGUUCUAAGUAGAGGUGGGAGCAAUGCAGCAACAAUAGAAGCUGCCACAGCUGCUGCUCAGACUUCAACAGCAGCAAUGAGGAAAGGAGGAGACUUACCUGUAGAGCUAGAUGAAUUUGGUAGAGAUAAGAAUCUGCAAAAACGGAUGGAUACAACAAGAAGGGCAGAGGCUCGGAAACGAAGAAGAGUGAAAAAUGAUGUUAAAAGAAUGUCAGCUAUAAAAUGUGAUAGCUCUUAUCAGAAAAUAGAAGGAGAAUCUAGCACCGACGAAAGUGACUCUGAGAGUACAGCAUAUCAAUCAAACCGUGAUCAAUUGCUUCAGGUUUCCGAGCAGAUUUUUGGUGAUGCACACGAGGAAUACUCUCAACUGUCUGUGGUUGUUGAAAAGUUUGACAGAUGGAAGAAAGAUUAUGCCUCAAGCUAUCGUGAUGCGUAUAUGUCACUUAGUAUACCUGUUAUUUUUUCACCCUAUGUGAGACUAGAGCUUCUGAAGUGGGAUCCACUGCAUGAAAACACAGAUUUUAUGGAUAUGAACUGGCACAAUUCUCUAUUCAGUUAUGGAAUUCCCCCAGAAGGUGAAACUGAAAUAAGUGCUGAUGAUACUGAUGUCAAUCUUAUUCCUCAGUUGGUAGAGAAGCUUGCAAUACCCAUUCUUCAGAACCAGUUAGCUAAUUGCUGGGAUAUGCUUAGCACCAGUGAAACAGUGUGUGCUGUCUCUGCCAUGCGAUUGGUGUUGAGAUAUGGCCCUUUUUCUGGCUCAGCCCUCAGCAAUCUGAUUGCUGUGCUUCGUGAUCGUCUAGCUGAUGCUGUGGCUAAUUUGAAGGUCCCAACUUGGGACACCCUUGUUAUGAGGGCUGUACCUGAUGCAGCACGAGUUGCUGCUUAUAGGUUUGGCAUGUCUAUUCGUUUGAUCAGGAACAUAUGCUUGUUCCAUGAGAUUUUUGCCAUGCCCGUCCUGGAAGAGCUGGUUCUUGAUCAACUCUUAAGUGGAAAGAUUCUUCCUCAUCUUCGAAGCAUUCAGUCAAACAUUCAUGAUGCUGUAACAAGAACUGAAAGAGUUGUCACUUCACUACACGGUGUCUGGGCUGGCCCCAAAGCCACAGGAGAUUGCAGUCCAAAGCUACGACCAUUGGUGGAUUACUUGCUCUCACUUGCCAGGGUGCUCGAAAAGAAGCACUCAUCAAGCAGUGGAGAGAUAGAUACAUCUAAAUUUGCUCGUCGAUUGAAGAAGAUGCUUGUAGAACUGAAUCAAUAUGACUAUGCCAGGGAUAUAUCAAGAACCUUCAACAUCAAGGAGGCCUUGUGAUCUUCUUUCGAUUUUCUUGGUCC
Messenger RNA from Solanum stenotomum, 2899 nucleotides. RefSeq names its product transcriptional repressor ILP1. The coding region runs from base 51 to 2876 and encodes 941 amino acids. Lineage: Eukaryota; Viridiplantae; Streptophyta; Magnoliopsida; Solanales; Solanaceae. The transcript is spliced from 6 exons. Gene Ontology annotation, molecular function: DNA binding. Gene Ontology annotation, cellular component: U2-type post-mRNA release spliceosomal complex; nucleus. The record is from RefSeq and is a predicted model, not a curated record. Gene Ontology annotation, biological process: mRNA splicing, via spliceosome; spliceosomal complex disassembly.